GGGAGACUGAUACAGUGGCUCUGUGAACAUAUAAAGGUGCAUGUUUCUAAGAUCAUCUAUACACUAGACACCUGUCGCCUAUUCUGCCAGGAGGGUUCUUUGCCAAGGACGGCACUACUCCGCUUGAUUCAGGGUGAAAGUAUCUUGCCUGGAAUCUCUGCUUCGUUUGAUUUUCCAGGCUGCGGAAGCAAUCAGAAUGCCUUUUAAACCUCCAAAAUCUGCCACAGGCAGUCAAGCCACCUUUUUCCAGGGAGAAGAAAUCUGCAAGCAGGGAGAGUUCAUCAAGUCACCCCCUCCUCAGCUUUUCACUUCACAGGGGUCCUGGAAAAAGCGCUAUUUCAUCUUGUGCAAGCCUAGCAAGAGAUGCUACAUGCUGAAGUACCUUAAAGGCCAACAGAUAAAGGGCUCCAUUGCAAUUGAUCAGAUUUCAAAUGUAGAGAUUGGCAUCAAUAAUUAUGAGAAGAUGACAGCAAUAAGGAAGAUGUUCAAGUGCUGCCCUGAGGAAGUGAUAUCCAUCAACACGGAGAGCAGGGAUUACUACCUCAUUGGGAAGGACAGGGAACAAGUGGAGGAUUGGAUGACUUCCUUAUCUCUAGCCCGUGCAGAGACAACAGAGAAUGGAUACUCCACUCAGAGCCAGAAUCCUGCAACUCAGAGAAGCAAAGGUCGGUCCCUUUCUUCGCCACCGAGCUUUGAUGAAACAGUGACGAGCACCCACCAACAGAUGCUGAGCAACUGCAAUGAAACUGAAGUGGAAGAUCCCGCAGAUGACAAGCAAAGGCCUAAUUCAGAUCCAGGCUCUUGCAAUCUCCCUGAAAAGCAACCCUGCUACAGCUCCCCAGUGCAUCAUCUUCCAAGUCCGAACAACAGUUCUGAAGAGACCAGAAAAAGUCAGCUGCUGUUGCAUUCAGAUGGGAACACCAAUGAAAAGGGGGAAGAAUAUUAUGCUUUUCCAAGCAGUAUUCUAGCACAGCUGGAAAGUGAACAAGCUACAUCUGAUUCCCCAAUUCACUCUCACAACCUAAUGGAGACUGGGGAUCAUCUUAGCAGAAAGUUGUACCUGUCAAUGAAAGCUUUAUUUCCUGAAGAGAAACUCCAGCCCACACACAGAAGUGACGAAUCCCUGACCAUUCCCAGAAGCCAAGCAAAUAGCGUACAUUGGGGAAACUCUGAGGCAGAUGGAAACCAACAACAACUCAUGCAAAGCAGUACCAGCAAGCAGCUACCUCAGAAAAGAAAGCCAAAUUCAUCACCAUUAUCAGUGGUUCAGCUGUCUAUAAUAAUCAACAAAAUCAAGGAUAGCAGCCAGCUGCAAGAGGUGGAUAUUUGCAUUCCUCAUGCUGAUCUCACCAGUAAUCUAAUUCUUAUUGAAGCAGCAGGACAAAUAUGUGUCUCGCAGUGGAGGGGUCCCCCUCGCCUAGGCUGUCUCUUUCACCACGGGGAUCACAUAGUGGCUGUGAAUGACCUGCGCAUACAUAGCAUUGAGGAGCUUUCCUUGUUCAUCAGCAAGUCUGUGAAAAAGGAGGUGAAACUCACCAUUUGUCGGAUCCCAGAUUCAGCCAUUUUCCAUAUUAAAGGUUGCUCAUGUUCCUAGAUAAGUGGUAGCCAUGAGCGUAUUCCUGAAGAUGGAAGGAUCAGUAUUUAAUAUUUCUAUUGCACUUGCACUCAGGCCUCAUUGGGUUAUGCCCUGUAUAAACACAUAGAGGGACAUGGGUCCUAUUUAGAAGGCAUCAGCACUGAAGAUAGAAGGAAAAAGGACAUCGGCUUGAAGACUAUCCAGAGUGGUUGUGGGACUGCUUCCCUUUAAAUUGUCUUUUUUUGAGCAACAUCCCUGGUGUUGCCACAACUCAGUUACUUGACACUGUUCUUCUAAUGGCUGGAAUGGCUUCAGAUGUGAUCACUUCUGACCAGGUUGGGAUUGCAGUCUUUCCUGGCUGUGCAGACAAAUCAGCUUGCCUUCAGGACAAUCCUCCAGCCUUGAAAAUGGCCGCUGGCCAUAGAAUUGCAAUCGAAAAGAGCUCACUUUUUUUUUUCCUAAGUAGGGAGAAGCAAAGGAGGUACAAACGGUGUGGGAAGUUAUUUCCUGCCGCUUCCCAGAGCAAAUGUUUGUGAACAGAGGUGCUUACAGGUAUAUGAUCCAUCAGCAGUUAUCACUGGGGAAAACCCCACUGCAGCCAGGUCUGCACAAGUCAGUUGAAGCAGAAAAUGAACCAUGCAUUCUGCAGCUGCUUGUUAUGGCUCCGCUCACUGUUAUGGCAAGCGUGUUGGUCCUAGAGCAAAAUGACGUUUUGGUGGAUUUGGCUAACAUUGAUGGUUCCUUUGUAUUUCAGACAUCUGGGAUUUAUUUCCCUACUUUUGCAAGUCAGAACCACAGUGCUAGCAAGUGAUUUUCAGCGGCGGCUUGUUUUCAUGUCAGACUGUGCACAGUAGUGAUGGGCUCAGUGAACAUUACACAUGGUGUGCUUUUAUUUUUGCUGCAGAUUGUACGCUAGUUAUAAAAUACAGAGGUGAGAGCCACAUGGUGAAUUAGAGGAUGUGAUGCAAUGUAACAUGUUCCUGUGACCUGCCCAGAAUUAUCCCAGCAGGACUCGCUCUCGGGGUGUGUCUACACAGCACCCUUAUCUCAAAAUAAGCUACACAAUUUGCGCUAUGCAAAUUGCAUAGCUUAUUUCGAGGUAUUUUCGAAAUAGCUUAUUUUGAAAUUUGGUGCGGUCUACACAAAUCCCUUAACUGGGCAAGUCUAUGAGUAUAAAACACAAGAUGUAUCGUUUGAUGUACGUGCCCUUGUAGUCGUCAUGCUCUGUCGUGUAAUUGUCUGUGCCCUUUGCCUCACCAACCUGGUAUAAGUUGAGCAACCAUGCUUUUUAUUUUUUAAAAAGCAGAGAACUUCUGACGUGCUGAAGACCAGAAACUGAGGGGAGGGAGCAGCAGAUCCUUUGUGGACAGGUUAAACGCAGCCGUGAGAAGGCUGCCUGCCUGCCUCCAGCCCUGGCAAUCCUGCAAGAAUGCCAAACCUGCUCACGUUGCUGAUGCCUUUACGAGAAGCUGGUGGGUGCCUGGGGCCAGUGCCGGCAAGAUUCUAGGUGUGGCAGCAUCUGCCAAACCGGGCACACCAGCUAGGGCAGCAAGGAGGCGGGGAGGUUGGAGCAUUUGUUGACAAAACAUUAACAGGCACCACAUAUAUUGUACUGUGAUUUCCCGUCAUCUAGAUGCCUGCAAGAGAGUGAGUAACUUAAAAGUUAAUUUCCACGUUCCCAUGACGCACACUUUCACUCCUAGUUUCUUCUGUCCCUUCUGAAGGGGCAAGAGAGAUGCCACAAUUCUUCAGAGAGAAGAGGCGCUCCGAGGACACAGAGGCUGCGUCUAGACUGGCAAGUUUUUCCGCAAAAGCACAUGCUUUUGCGGAAAAACUUGCCAGCUGGCUA
Messenger RNA from Pelodiscus sinensis (Chinese soft-shelled turtle), 3425 nucleotides. RefSeq names its product pleckstrin homology domain containing S1 (gene PLEKHS1). Gene Ontology annotation, molecular function: protein binding. NCBI's taxonomy places the organism in Eukaryota, Metazoa, Chordata, Testudines, Trionychidae. The record is from RefSeq and is a predicted model, not a curated record.